Messenger RNA from Actinia tenebrosa (Australian red waratah sea anemone), 854 nucleotides. RefSeq lists its product as uncharacterized. NCBI's taxonomy places the organism in Eukaryota, Metazoa, Cnidaria, Anthozoa, Actiniaria, Actiniidae. The record is from RefSeq and is a predicted model, not a curated record.
AUGGAAAGCUACGCGGUUCCAAGUUCACUUACUUAUACCGAAGGCGACAACGCUACAUUCAGUAAGCUCAACAAAGCAAGCGAGAGUAUACGUCGUUUUGAAUUCGGUGUUUGGUGGAAUAGUAGCAAUUGGAUUCCAUGCGGUGUCAUAGCUAUUAACGAUACAGAAGUAUUGUAUAAGCUGUAUGACAAAGAUGCUAUGUGCAAACCUUUCCUUUCUCGUCUGAAAUUCCCAACAAAAGAAAACCUACAGCAAGGAAAAUCGGCCACGGUUUUGCAAGACAUAUCCUUGAACGACGAAAACAUGUACUACACGGCUAUUUGUCUUGAAGGAAAGCACGAAAAUGAGGAUCCUGUAAUACAAGAGCUCAAAGUAUUGCCUAGGCAAAGGACGGUAAACACACCAAAAUCAACGACGGUCACCUCAAAAACCAACAGACUAACGACGGUCAAUACAAAAUCCAAUAGCGCUGCAACGAAAUUAGAGUACCAGAAGAUUGUAGUAAUUUUCAGCGUGUGUUUGGUGCUUUUGAUGACACUGCCUUAAAUUUAAUCACAGGGCCUCAACAUUUUUUCAGUGAUAAUUUAAAGUAGCUAAGGUUAGGUAAGGUUAAAAAACAAGUCCGUCRAAAAGAGUCAGUUUAAUAUUCGGACGGGUUUCAAAACCCGUUUGUCUUUCCCCCGUACAUAUCAAACUUUCCACAUAGAAAAGUUGUCGUUCCGCUCGAGCCGUUUCUUUUACCAUAUAAGGAAUGUACUUACCAUAUUUGGAAAUUGGAAUAUAAUUUUUAUCACUAAAUAGGCGAAUUUCUUGCUCAAAACUGCUCAAACAGUAAAUCGAGUAAAACAUUACUA